Oncorhynchus kisutch (coho salmon) is the source of this 1368-nucleotide messenger RNA. RefSeq names its product receptor-type tyrosine-protein phosphatase S-like. NCBI's taxonomy places the organism in Eukaryota, Metazoa, Chordata, Actinopteri, Salmoniformes, Salmonidae. The record is from RefSeq and is a predicted model, not a curated record. Gene Ontology annotation, biological process: protein dephosphorylation; synaptic membrane adhesion. The annotation marks the transcript as partial. The transcript is spliced from 6 exons. Gene Ontology annotation, molecular function: protein tyrosine phosphatase activity.
GUAUCCCAGGCAGCGACUACAUCAAUGCCAACUACAUAGAUGGUUACCGUCGUCAAAACGCCUACAUCGCGACGCAGGGCUCUCUCCCUGAGACCUUCUGUGACUUCUGGAGACUGGUUUGGGAACAGCACACGGCCAACAUCGUCAUGAUGACCAAGCUAGAGGAGAAGUCUCGGGUAAAAUGUGAUCAGUACUGGCCUACCAGAGGAACAGAGACAUAUGGGCUGAUACAGGUUACUCUGCUGGACACUGUAAGAGCUGGCUACAUCUCUGUUAGGACCUUUGCUCUCUACAAGAGUGGCUCCAAUGAGAAGCGUGAGAUUCGUCAGUUCCAGUUUACAGCCUGGCCGGACCACGGGGUCCCGAACACCCCACCCCUCCUGGCCUUCCUACGACGGGUCAAGGCCUGCAACCCUCCAGACGCAGGACCCAUGGUCGUACACUGCAGUGCUGGAGUGGGCCGGACUGGUUGUUUCAUCGUGAUUGACGCCAUGGUGGAGCGAAUCAAACACGAGAAGACAGUUGACAUCUACGGUCACGUGACCCUCAUGAGGUCCCAGCGGAACUACAUGGUGCAGACGGAGGAUCAGUACGCCUUUAUCCACGACGCGCUGCUGGAGGCCGUCGCCUGCGGCAACACCGAGGUUCCGGCGCGGAACCUUCACGCCUACAUCCAGAGACUGACCCAGAUAGAACCGGCGGAGAACGUCACAGGCACGGAACUGGAGUUCAAGCGGUUGGCCAGUGCGAAGGCCCACACCUCCAGGUUUGUGAGUGCCAACCUGCCGUGUAACAAGUUCAAGAACCGUCUGGUGAACAUCAUGCCCUAUGAGUCCACCAGGGUCUGUCUGCAGCCAAUCAGAGGAGUGGAGGGGUCAGACUACAUCAACGCCAGCUUCAUAGACGGAUACAGGUGAGGAGGGAGGGGGUCAGACUACAUCAACAGCAGCUUCAUAGACAGAUACAGGUGAGGAGGGAGGGGGUCAGACUACAUCAACAGCAGCUUCAUAGACAGAUACAGGUGAGGAGGGAGGGGGUCAGACUACAUCAACAGCAGCAUCAUAAACAGAUACAGGUGAGGAGGGAGGGGGUCAGACUACAUCAACGGCAGCUUCAUAGACGGAUACAGGUGAGGAGGGAGGGGGUCAGACUAUAUCAACAGCAGCUUCAUAGACAGAUACAGGUGAGGAGGGAGGGGGUCAGACUACAUCAACGGCAGCAUCAUAGACGGAUACAGGUGAGGAGGGAGGGGGUCAGACUACAUCAACAGCAGCUUCAUAGACAGAUACAGGUGAGGAGGGAGGGGGUCAGACUACAUCAACGGCAGCAUCAUAGACAGAUACAGGUGAGGAGGGAGGGGGUCAGACU